Messenger RNA from Daktulosphaira vitifoliae (grape phylloxera), 1632 nucleotides. Its product is annotated as fatty acyl-CoA reductase wat-like. Gene Ontology annotation, biological process: long-chain fatty-acyl-CoA metabolic process. The transcript has 8 exons. The record is from RefSeq and is a predicted model, not a curated record. The coding region runs from base 58 to 1524 and encodes 488 amino acids. Gene Ontology annotation, molecular function: alcohol-forming very long-chain fatty acyl-CoA reductase (NADP+) activity. NCBI's taxonomy places the organism in Eukaryota, Metazoa, Arthropoda, Insecta, Hemiptera, Phylloxeridae. Gene Ontology annotation, cellular component: peroxisome.
AUUCGUUCAGUUCAUAUCUACUGUGAAGCUGAAGUGUAACAAGUGUAAGAUUAUACGAUGACAUCAAACAUUAUUGAUACAUUCAAUGAUAGCACAAUUUUAAUCACUGGGUGUACAGGAUUUUUAGGUAAAUUGUUAACAGAAAAAUUAUUGACAUCAUGUCCUAAAAUAAAAAAUAUUGUUGUGAUUAUAAGAAAUAAUAAGAACUUAAGUGCAGAAGAAAGAGCAGUUAAAAUCUUCAAUGGAACAGUGUUUGAUCGACUUCGAAAAAAAAAUCCUGACUUUACGAGAAAUAUAAAAAUUUUUUAUGGUGAUUUACAAUUGGAAUCAUUGAAUUUAUCGUCAAAUGAUCUCGAUUGGAUAGUUAAUAAUACUAAUUUUAUUUUUCAUUGUGCUGCUACAUUAAAAUUUGAUGAAAAUAUUAAAAAAGCAACUGAAAUUAACGUUGGAGGAACAGAACAGCUGUUAAAAAUUGCUACUCAAAUGAAAAAUUUAAAAGGAUUUAUUCAUGUAUCCACAGCAUAUUCUCAUUGCACGAGACAAAAUAUUGGUGAAAAAUUUUAUCCUACAGAAAUGACAGCACAAGAAUUAAUGACUCACGUAAAAAUUAACGAUCAAGAUCCAACAGCACUUAAUUGUUGGCCGAACACUUACACGUUUACAAAAGCUAUAACUGAAAAUUUAGUGUUAAAUUACAGUAAAACUAUACCUAUUGGAAUUUUUCGACCAUCGAUUGUUGGGAGCUCCUACAAAGAACCUCUUCCUGGGUACUUAGAAAAUAUGAAUGGUCCAUCGGGUAUUGUAGCAGGAAUUGUAACAGGUUUUCUUAGGGCUAUUCCGUGCAAAUUAAAUAAUAUGGUCGAUAUAGUACCGGCAGAUUACACAAUAAACGCAUUGAUAACAUCCAUGUGGGAUACAGCAACCAGGUAUCAAAACACUGCCAAUGAAGAACCAAAAAUAUAUAAUUAUGUUUCUUCUUGUGAAAGCCCAUUAACAUGGGCUAGUUUUAUGUGUUCAAUAAGACCAAUCUACAAGUUAACCCCCCCAUUGUGUGCUGUAUGGUACGGAUCAACUUUUACUUACACCAACGUUUGGUUAGGCGAGUUUUUAUGGUUAAUCUUACAUUGGAUACCUGGAAUUAUAUUUGAUUUUAUGAUUUUAUUGACUGGAAAAAAUGCGAGAUUCUGCAAACAAUAUAAAAAAGCACGAAAAAUGAUGAAUGUAUUACGACCAUUUAGUACAGCAGAAUGGAAUUUCAAAAAUAAUAAUAUACAAAAACUUUGGUCUUCUUUAAGUAAAAAGGAUCAAGAGUUAUUCUCCUUCAAUAUGCAAAAUUUCAAUUGGGAUUCCUAUAUAUCAACAUUUUAUUUAGGAAUAAGAAGUAAUAUAUUACAUGAAAAUAAAGACAAUAUCCCAGAUGCAAUAAAAAAGCACAAAAGAUUAUACUGGUUACAUAAAUUUUUUACGUUGUUUAUGGUUUAUGUUCUAUUUAAACUGAUGAUUGUACUUUUCAGUAUUGUAUGAUUACAAUUUUGACAAUCAAUGAAUAUUAUUAUCCCUUAAGUAGUAAUAAAUAUAUUUAUUUAAAUUUUAUAUUCUUAAUUACAUAAUAUAAUGAUAUAAUUUUUUAGA